Messenger RNA from Penicillium coprophilum, 1203 nucleotides. RefSeq names its product Zn(II)2Cys6 transcription factor. Gene Ontology annotation, biological process: positive regulation of transcription by RNA polymerase II. Bases 1 to 1203 code for a protein of 400 amino acids. Gene Ontology annotation, molecular function: zinc ion binding; DNA-binding transcription factor activity, RNA polymerase II-specific; transcription cis-regulatory region binding. The transcript has a single exon. The record is from RefSeq and is a predicted model, not a curated record. Gene Ontology annotation, cellular component: nucleus. NCBI's taxonomy places the organism in Eukaryota, Fungi, Ascomycota, Eurotiomycetes, Eurotiales, Aspergillaceae.
AUGAAGGUGAAAAAGCCCCGUGGUAUCCGGCAUGACCGGGACUGUGGUCGCUGCAAAGUCCGAGGGGUCAAGUGUGACUUGAACCGCCCCCGAUGUCAAGGCUGUCUAGAGGGUGGAGAAGCAUGCAACUAUCCACAACGAGUUGUAUGGGUAGAUGAUAAGAAGUCCAAAUCACCAACCGCACAGAUUCCUGAAACGCCAGGGCCUACCAAGUCAUCAUCUAUCAAUCUAUAUGGCUUCGUCGACCUCCUGGACACUUUUUGCCAACAAAUCCAAUCCAGCAGCCGCGAUAUCCCAGAAGAAGGAAUCCAACUGAUUACACGCACGCUAAGCUUUGCCCGCUCACGCAUCCAAGAUGCGAACAACAAAGAAUCUCUCCAGUCGCACCUGGUGGCCUUAACGAAUCUGAGCCAAGUGAUCCAGUCCGCCCACCCAAUUGCACUCUUCGGCAUCGCCACUUUCGCCAUGUUCGAAGUAUGCUGCGGGUCCUUUGGGAACUGGCAUUGCCAUCUCCAAGGCGCACGCUCCCUGCUAGAUCUCCACUGCCAACACAAAGCCGAUUUCGACGACCUCUGCGGCGAGAUCUCCGGUCUAGCUGAUGUCCUCGCCUAUCUAGUGUGGUUUGAUGUUACAGGUGCCCUCGUCCGAGAAAGUCCAUUAAUUUUUGAAGACUGGCAUCGCGAGACCUUAUCUACUGGCUUCCUCGACUCUGUCGGCUGUCCAGCAGAUACCUUCGAUCUUCUUGUCUACCUUGCGAAACACCCCGACGGCGAUGGAAUUCGUACUAUAGACCUCAGUGCUCGAGCAAUGGCCCAAGUCCUACAGCUCAACCCAGGCGACUCGACCGAUCGCAAUCUGGCUGCGACCGUUUAUAGAGGCGCCGCUGCAAUCAUGGCAUUCAGUCGCGCGGGAAUGACGACGGGCGACCCAUCUCCAUCAACAUAUCAUGCAAACGUAGUCUCCUCCAUGGUUGAUCGAGCUUGUCAGGCUAUCGCGGAUAUCCCGUCUUCGUCAAGAUUCUACGUGCACCUAGCUACUCCCGCGUACUUGAUCGCGAUGAGUGCCUCGACAGCCCGACAAUGCGAGAUAAUCCGAGGAUACUGGCGAAACUGCCAGUCGUGUGAAUUCCCCCGAUAUCCGGACGCGGAGGCGCAGUGCGAGAGGAAGUGGAGGAUAUGCGGUGUGGGGUUUAGCGUCGAUUAG